This is a messenger RNA of Lathyrus sativus (Indian pea), 1344 nucleotides long. The record is from the annotation of a GenBank genome assembly. NCBI's taxonomy places the organism in Eukaryota, Viridiplantae, Streptophyta, Magnoliopsida, Fabales, Fabaceae.
AUGCGUGAGAUUCUCCACAUCCAGGGAGGACAAUGCGGGAACCAAAUCGGAGCCAAGUUUUGGGAGGUUGUGUGCGCGGAGCACGGGAUCGACUCCACCGGAAGGUACCAAGGGAACACUGAAAUGCAACUCGAGCGAGUUAACGUGUACUACAAUGAAGCGAGCUGUGGAAGAUUCGUACCUCGAGCCGUGCUCAUGGAUCUGGAGCCAGGCACCAUGGACAGUGUCAGAUCUGGUCCGUAUGGACAGAUUUUCCGGCCGGAUAAUUUUGUUUUUGGACAGUCCGGUGCCGGAAAUAACUGGGCGAAAGGUCACUAUACCGAGGGAGCUGAGUUGAUUGACUCGGUCCUUGAUGUUGUGAGGAAGGAGGCAGAGAAUUGUGAUUGCCUUCAAGGGUUUCAGGUUUGCCACUCCCUUGGUGGUGGAACUGGUUCUGGAAUGGGUACACUUUUGAUUUCCAAGAUCAGAGAAGAAUACCCUGAUCGAAUGAUGCUUACUUUCUCCGUAUUCCCAUCUCCUAAGGUAUCUGAUACAGUUGUUGAACCUUACAAUGCCACACUCUCUGUCCACCAACUUGUUGAGAACGCAGAUGAAUGUAUGGUUUUGGACAAUGAAGCUCUCUAUGACAUUUGUUUCCGCACCCUUAAACUCACCACUCCAAGCUUUGGAGAUCUGAACCAUCUAAUUUCAGCAACAAUGAGUGGUGUUACAUGUUGUCUUCGAUUCCCUGGUCAAUUGAACUCAGAUCUUCGCAAACUGGCAGUGAAUCUAAUUCCUUUCCCUCGUUUGCAUUUCUUUAUGGUGGGUUUUGCCCCACUCACUUCUCGUGGCUCACAGCAGUACAGGGCUCUCACUGUACCUGAGCUGACCCAACAGAUGUGGGAUUCCAAGAACAUGAUGUGUGCUGCUGAUCCUCGCCAUGGGCGUUACUUGACAGCAUCUGCCAUGUUCCGUGGUAAGAUGAGCACCAAGGAGGUUGAUGAGCAGAUGAUCAAUGUUCAGAACAAGAAUUCAUCGUAUUUUGUUGAAUGGAUUCCCAACAAUGUAAAAUCAACCGUCUGUGAUAUCCCUCCAACAGGUCUUAAAAUGGCAUCUACGUUCAUUGGCAACUCAACAUCUAUUCAAGAGAUGUUUAGGAGGGUGAGUGAGCAAUUCACGGCUAUGUUCCGAAGAAAAGCUUUCUUGCAUUGGUACACUGGAGAGGGUAUGGAUGAGAUGGAGUUCACUGAAGCUGAGAGUAACAUGAAUGACCUUGUUUCCGAGUACCAGCAGUACCAAGAUGCUACUGCGGACGAAGAGGAUGGUUAUGAAUAUGAAGAGGAAGUUCAGGAGGAGGAGGAGUAG